This is a messenger RNA of Adineta steineri, 1236 nucleotides long. The record is from the annotation of a GenBank genome assembly. Lineage: Eukaryota; Metazoa; Rotifera; Eurotatoria; Adinetida; Adinetidae.
AUGCCAAAUCUACUAUCGCAUCUAUUUAAAAGAAAUUUAUCUGCUCUUCACGCAGCUAUAUUAGUCAAUAAUACAAAUAAAAUUCGCCAUAUUUUAAAUGUCGAACAAAAUUGUAUUAACAAGCAAUUAGAUAGUGCUGGUGAUACAGCACUUCUAUUAGCAAUUAAAUAUACAACAUCAUCAACUGUUAAAUUAUUACUUAAACAUGGUGCACACCCGGAUCAACCUAAUUUUGUUACUCAUCAAACACCAUUGAGUUUAUUAGCAUCAACUAUCUAUGAAGAUGAUCAAGAACAUGAAGCAAACGUUGCACUUGAAAUGGCAACUAUUCUAUUAGAUGAUGAUGCUGAUGUCGAUAAAACAUCAUCAUUUUAUUACUUAGAUGAAAAUGAUAAGGAGUACAUGGUUAAUGAAACACCAUUAAUGACUGCUGUAAGAACAAAAAAUAUUCCAAUGGCAACAUUGCUUCUUGACAGCAAAGCGAAUAUUAAUUAUAUCGAUAAACAAACUGGAAGUCGACCUAUUCACCUUUCAAUAAUCAAUGGUGACGAAGAAAUGUUUGACUUAUUGGAGAAUGCUGGAGCAUCGUGUCGUACAGGUGUAAUAAAUGAUGAUAAUACGUUAUUACAUUGGUUUUGUAGUAAUGAUGCAAAUGAUCAACAUGGAUCAUUAUUAAAAAAAUUAAUUGACAUAAGUUGUGAUGUCAAUGCAGAAAAUAAUCUUCAACGUACGCCGCUAAUGUUAGCAGCACAAUUGAAUAUGAUAAAUACAUGUGAAACACUUAUAAAUGCUUCUGCUGAUGUAGAUAAAGUUGAUGAUAAAGGUAAUCGAGCUAUUGAUUUAGCUGAACUUGGAAGUGAAUGUUUUCGUUUAUUAUUACAUACUACACAUGUUCAACAAAUGAAAUCAUCAUCGCAUCAACAGAAAAAUCGAAUACUUUGUACGAAACAUGUUGUUUCUCAUCGUUCACUUUUCUCGCCUACGAAUGAAUCAAAGCAAUAUUUUAAUGAUAAUAAAAAUAAAGUAAAAAAUGACUCAUCAAAUACAACCAAUGAAAAUCAAAAACAUCAUUCAUCUAAUCAUCGUUGUCGACAACAAGAUAAUGAUAGCACAUAUAGACGUAUGUGGAAAAAAAUACUUAAUCGAAAGCACGCAAUCAUGCGAACAAAAGAUUUAUCUUUACAAAAAACAAAAGAUAAUUAUGAACAUACAAUAAACCAUAACCAUGUAUAUUAA